ACUGACUCAUACGCAAAAACUGAGCGAGUCUUAGUACACUUGAGCGUCCAGUUGUGUAAUACAGCCAUAUUGUGUAAACAAAUUUUCAGUGGAUAUAUAAUGUAAUAUUUAAUCAUAUUUACGUCACUAGUAAAUAUUUGGCAGUGUUACUUGUUUGUGUACAGUGUUGAUUCAGUUAGUAUUUGUCUGAAAGCUGCGUUGGCAACUUCUAUUGAAUUUUUGUAGUGACCUUGCAACAGCUGUUUGACAAUGGAUUCCUUCUUUAGCCUGUUCGACCCUUCAGAGGGUCAAAGCAAGGGCUCCAAUAAGAAUAAACAGCGCAAGCCAGAACAGGAUAAUGUGAAGAAAAAGGCAGACGCUCCUAAAGGCCGUCGUCGCGGCCGGAAGUGUCAAGGGAAGCAGGAGCCUCUACCGGAGGAGUCCUCGUUCCUCUGUGAGCCGCAGCUGUCUGGAGAGGUGCUCGUGCAUGGAGGGUACCUGGACAGCUACAUCAUCAGGGACGAAACAAAACCAGAUUCGGACGCGAAGCCAAAACGGCGCAACUCAAACCGUCGGAACCGCAGGAAAAAGAACAAAAUCUCACCCGGGAAAGACAUUCCCACUAACGCAUGGACUUCUAAAACCUUAGACAACCUCGAAGGGACAUCUAGAACUUCUGAGGAAAUAAAUUUGAGCUUAAACAAUAAGUUUAAUAAGACGAAGCAUUGUAACGAUGCUAUAGGUAAAAACGUCAACGAUUUAUCAGAUUAUAAAAAGAUUAAAAGGAAAAAUUCAAUGGAGGACAUAGAAGAUACCCAGAGAGACUCGUUCGAGUCGCGACAAGUGUACAAUGUCAUUGAGAAAUUGGAGAAGGUCGGGUUGAAAGACGAUAUGUAUCUAUCUGGAUGCCUCACUGAGGAAGAUGAAGAUUUCGACUUCUUCUACAGUUCAGAAGACAUAGACGAGAGUUUUGACGAUACAGCGUCAGACGUAGAAGACUCAGGCGACGAGGCAUACGGCAGUCUACCUCCAGAACCCAGGUUCGGUAACGUGGAGUACAAGCUUCAACUGGUAUCGCCUUGCGAGAGAAGGUUCCAGCAUCUGGUUACGCAGCUGAAAUGGCGCCUGCGCUCGGGCGGCGGCAGCGCGGUGUACGUGGUGGGCGUGCGCGACUGCGGCGCGCUGCGCGGGCUGCGCGCGCGCUCGCUGCGCGCGUCGCUGCGCACGCUGCGCCGCAUGGCCGCCGCGCUGCACGCCACGCUGGCGCACGUCACGGCGCGCCGCCUCGCGCCGCACAGGGCCGUCGCUGAGGUCUACAUUCGGAAGUUGGCAGAUACUCAACAGAGCAUAGAACUGAGGGUAGCAGUCCUAGGAGCUAACGAAGCUGGGAAAUCUACCCUUAUUGGUGUACUAACGCAAGGUGAGCUAGACAACGGGCGAGGCAGUGCUCGUUUGAACAUGUUCCGUCAUCUCCACGAAGUCAAGAGUGGCCGCACUUCGUCUCUUAGCCACGAGAUACUAGGGUUCGAUGCCCAGGGUAACGUAGUAAACUACGGUUGCUCGGAGCUAAUGACAGCAGAGCGCAUCGGGGAGCGUAGCGCCAAGUUGGUGUCAUUCUUAGACUUGGCCGGGCACAGCAAGUAUCAAAGGACCACACUCCACGGACUCUCUGGCUACUCGCCGCACUACGCCAUGAUUGUGAUCUCGGCAACAGCGGGCAUAACCCCGAUAACAGAGGAGCACAUAGCGCUCUUGACAGCGCUGGAUCUACCAUUCUUCGUGGUUAUCAGCAAGAUGGAGCUGGCGCCGUGCGUGCCGCAUCUAGUCGCACGACUCACACAGAUACUGCCCAAAAACAAGAAACCCCUGCUGAUAACAGACGAGAAUGCAGCAAGGAACUGCGUCGCGCCGCAGAAGUUGAUACUGGACGCCAUCGAUGGGGACACGCACUCUAAGACAGAGGAGGAGGAUGAAGCAACAACAGAGUGCGUGCCAGUGUUCCCGACUAGCAGUGUUCGCGGCGUCGGGCUGAACGCCCUACACGCGUACCUGCUCGCCCUGCUGCCGCCCGACAGACCAGCACCGCACAAACAUGAGCACGAGACGUGUGAAUUCCAAAUAGAUGAGGUGUUCCACAUGGGGGACUCCACUGGCCCCGUGGUCGGGGGCCUGCUGGCGAGGGGGCAGCUGUUUGAAGGAGACGACCUUAUUAUAGGGCCUCUGGAGCAAGGCGAAUUCGUUGGCGUGAAGGUGACCUCCGUGUACCGAAAUAGGGCUCCGCACCAGUGGGUGGGCGCCGGGCACGCCGCGUCGCUGGGGCUCACGCCCGCCGUGCCGCUGCGGCCGCGGCCCGGGAUGGUGCUGCUCAGCCGGCCCGAGGCUCCGCCCCUCCGGGACAGGCCCUCCUACCCCGGCACCUGCUCCUGCACCGGCACUCAUCAGAUCCCAAACAUCCUAAACUCCCGUCCAUCGGAGAGCCCGAAAGACCGCAAGAACAUCCGGCGAAAAAACAAGAACUUACUCCUCGACAUCGCCAAAGUCCAAAACAGCCUCAUAAAAGACGAACUGAUUGAGAACAACAACAUAUACCAUGGGAGCGAAAAGGACGGCACGAUAGUCAAAGAUAACGCGCCCAAUGUGCCAGAGAGAGACGGCAGUAAGGAUUAUGGGUAUGAGGUUGAGCUUGAGAAGGAAGGGAGUGAAAAGAGUGGGGAUGAAAAGUGUACGUGCGGUGAUCAAGUGAUGCUCGAAGACCCCAAUGAUCCAAGAGGCUGUAUUUACUUUCAAGCUUCAGUGCACGUGUUAAGACACCCCACUGUGAUAUAUCCCGGGUUCCAAUGCACCGUCCACGUCGGGAACGUGAGACAGACUGCCAUCAUUGAGGGUAUUAUGUCUCACAAGAGCGAGCUCCGCGCGGGCGAGGCGGCGCCCGUCAUGUUCCGCUUCGCGCGCUGCCCCGAGUACCUGCUGCGGGACAGGAGGCUGCUGUUGACUGCAGGAUUGGCCACCAGAGCAAUCGGCAGGAUAACCCAGACAUUCCCCUACGUGCCUUGAAGAGAACCCAAGUUCUGGAGGAAAACGUCGAUGGAUACAAUAACCCCUACAAAUUAAAUAGUCACCUAGAUUUUGACACGAGACGUCUAUUUAAAUAGCACGGGUUAUAGCUUAAUUAUUUUUAACUAAUUCGAUAUUAACUCGUUUAUCCGACCGAUAAGUAAAGUCUAUAAUUAUUACUUAAAACUUGUACCAGCACUCGCGGAGUAUAACCCGGGUGCUUUCAAGGCCAGAUUCAACAGGCACCUUCUGGACGAGCUCAGUCCAUCUUCAUAACAGAUUUAAGAGCCUCGCUCUUGUCGAUGUAGCAUUCUCCAUGCUACUUUUUUAGGGAAAAAUAGGGCAGUAAUUACCCUCUUGCCUUGUAUUAAUAUGUAUACACUUUGGUACCAUGUCACAUUAACUUUUUUGACAAAUUGAACUGUAAGUCUCACUUAUUGUCAAAUAUGUUGCUGCGACAGGGUUCUAAAGUGGGUACAUUAUAUUUCUCAUGACUGUACACAAUAGUAUGCAACUAGAGAAUAUUGAAUAUGUCUUGUACAACGAUUUAGAUAUUGUAUUUAAAAUUAUAUAGCUAAUUAGGUAAUUAGGUAUUAUAAUUAAAUUAUACAUCUAGCGAAUCAAAAUGGCUUCGCCCGGGUAUAACGUAACGGGCGCGAACCUCGGCUCAGGGCGUCGUCUGAGUGGAUAUUUGAAAGAAUUUAUUGACUUCAGUGGGUAGGUAGCGAUAAGCACUGAAUGAGGGAAAUCAUCGACCACGCCAGCAGUUUUUUUAUCUUUAAUAAAACGUAUAUUUAUCUUUUUUUAUCUUAAAACGUAUAUUUUUUAACCACUCUACAUAUUAAAACAAUGGGGUGUCGAUUUUAAAAGUACAUUGGGUCUUACGACAUAAAAUAAAAGAAUAAUACUACGUAUAGAACGGUAACUCUCCGCCUCACACCAAUUCGUAUCGGGCGCGGCACACUAAGAAUAAGAUCUUUGUGGUGGAACCCAACUAGUUGGCCAGCUAGUUCCGCUCACAUGCAACAGAUGGCGCCACAUUCAAUAAUGCAGUCUUCAAGCAGUCGUGAAACGCGAUAUCGAAGUUUACACAACAAGACGCAUAUAUACAACUUCCAACACAACACCGUUGGAUCGUCGCGUCGAUCCCUAGUCACACUACCAACUUGAGGCUAGCGGGGUACUAUGCUCAGAUCGGUACCACGAAUAACAUCCUUUGUAUGGAGUUGGCUUACGUGUUAAAUUACAACAGUAAUUUACAAAAAAAAUGUUACAACACUGUUGUUGAUUUUACCCGAUUUCGCGUAGGAAUAAUAAAAUGCUUUACUAAAUCGAAAGGUACAAUUUUUGCUUUAAGUUAAAAAGAUCUUCAUCGAAUUUAGUUUGAUUUUUAGUUUAGAUUAAGACUAGGUUUAGUUUUUUAAAUUAUAGAUUUUUUUCUAGUUUUCUACUAACAAUUUGGUUUUUAAAACCGCCAGUGAAGAUUUAAAAUUUAUAAAAAAGUAGUCUGCAAGAAAGGUUCACAUUUAUUUAAAAAAAUAAAAGGCAACUACUUAAUGUUGUCUAAAAAUAUGUGAAUAUUGUACCCACUUCCAAAUUUUUUAAUAGAUGUUAGACAUUUUUAGCAAAAGCUCACAAAAUUUAUCAAUUUUUAAUGCAUAAACUGGCAACAUUAAUCUCACUCCUCCAAUCAGAACACGGCGCAAGGCGUUGCAAUGUUGCCAAUUUAUACAUAAAAAAUGUAAUUUAGGUGUGAAAAAAUAGUAUUAUUUAAUCAAAGUUAUUUUAUAGUAUAGAUUAUAAAAAAUCUAAAAAUUGGUUGAAAACUUUUUGCAAUAUUUUUCCUUUUGUAACGUUAAAAAGCAAUGCUUUAUAAAACUGUGAUCAUUGCGGAAAAUAUUUUUUUUUUUAAAUAUAGACGUCUUUUUUUGAGAACAGACAUAAACUAUUUAUUUUAGUUUGACAUCUCAAAAAUAUGUUCUAUAACUUUACACUCAUCGUAAGCGACGGAUGGUUAUGUCUAGCGGUCUGCCGCAACUCUCAAUAUAAGAAAUAAUGUAUGAUAUAUUUAUCUAAACCUGGACCAAUUCUGAAUUGGUCAUAAAAAAAUAUAAAUAAAUAAAUGAAAUAACAAAAAGCAGAACUCAAUUUGUAAUAUCGAUAUUUAUAGAUAAUUUACUGCACAGCUCUAGUAUUGCCAACAUAAGCGCACGAUGUAACUACUUUCAUGCUAUCAAGUUGGUAAGGAAAAUCUAGCCUUGUUUUUGACAUAAGUCUAUAACGAUUUAUGCA
Molecule: messenger RNA, 5325 nt
Organism: Pectinophora gossypiella (pink bollworm)
Lineage: Eukaryota; Metazoa; Arthropoda; Insecta; Lepidoptera; Gelechiidae
Product: GTP-binding protein 2-like
Exons: 18
Coding region: 250-3033 (927 amino acids)
Biological process (GO): translational elongation
Molecular function (GO): GTP binding; GTPase activity; translation elongation factor activity
Source: RefSeq, a predicted model, not a curated record